GAGGACGGAACCGAACUCGGGACUGUGCGAGAUGUCGGGGAGCCAGCCGCCGGCGGGAAGAGCGGUGCCGUGUCUGCGCUGCAGAGGGACCUGCCCGGGCUUCCAGCCACAUUCCUGGAGGAAAAUCUGCAAGACGUGCAAAUGCAGCCAGGAGGAUCACAUCCUGAGCUCAGAUGUGGAGGAUGAUCAGAAGAUCGGGAGGCUGCUGUCAGACUCCAGGUACUCCUCACUCACUGCCCGGGUCAAGGGAGGGGACGGCGCCCGCAUCUACAAGAGGAACCGCAUGAUCGUCACCAACCCCAUCGUCUCGCGCAAGGACCCCACCUUCAACACCAUCACCUACGAGUGGGCUCCCCCGGGGCUCACCCAGAAGCUGGCCAUGCAGUACAUGGAGCUGAUCCCCAAGGAGCUGCAGCCGGUGGCAGGGACGGACGGGGCGCGGUACCGGCGGCACCAGCUGAUGAGACAGCUCCCGCUCUACGACCAGGACCCAUCCCACUGCCAGGGCCUGGCCGAGGGAGAGGUGAAGCUGAUGGAAGACUUUGUGAAGAAGUACAAAGCUGAAGCUCUGGGCGUCGGGGAGGUGGCACUGCCAGGCCAGGGUGGUGCCAGGAAGGAGGAGGGGAAGGCUCAGGAUGAGAGCAUCACCGGCAGCAAAACCCCUGAGUCCAACGGGGCCCUGGAGCCCACGGAGGGCAUCUACCGCUGCGAGGCCUGCAAGGCGGCGGUGCCCGGGGACUGCCCGGUGGUGUACGCAGACAGGGCCGGCUACUCCCGGCUGUGGCACCCGUCCUGCUUCGUCUGCUGCCGCUGCGCCCAGCCCCUCGUCGACCUCAUCUACUUCUGGAAGAGCGGGGCAGCCUGGUGCGGGAGGCACUACUGCGAGAGCCUGCGCCCACGCUGCGCUGCCUGCGACGAGCUCAUCUUCUCAGAGGAUUACCAGCAGGCAGAGGGCAUGGCCUGGCACAAGGAGCACUUUUCCUGCCUGGAGUGUGAGACACUGCUGACCGGCAAAGCCUUCGUCCUGGACACCGCUGGCCUCCUCUGCAUCACCUGCAGCAAGAGCAGACACCUCUGAGCAGGGAGCAGCUCCCCGAGUCCCACCAGAGCUGGGGGGCAUUUCACCAGAAGGAGAAGGUUUAAAAAAACAGAAAAACCAACCAAAAAAAAAAAAA
Messenger RNA from Calypte anna (Anna's hummingbird), 1175 nucleotides. RefSeq names its product LIM and cysteine rich domains 1 (gene LMCD1). The transcript has 6 exons. Lineage: Eukaryota; Metazoa; Chordata; Aves; Apodiformes; Trochilidae. The record is from RefSeq and is a predicted model, not a curated record. The coding region runs from base 32 to 1078 and encodes 348 amino acids. Gene Ontology annotation, molecular function: zinc ion binding.